Messenger RNA from Saimiri boliviensis boliviensis (Bolivian squirrel monkey), 1651 nucleotides. RefSeq names its product KLF transcription factor 2 (gene KLF2). The record is from RefSeq and is a predicted model, not a curated record. Gene Ontology annotation, molecular function: DNA-binding transcription factor activity, RNA polymerase II-specific; RNA polymerase II cis-regulatory region sequence-specific DNA binding. Lineage: Eukaryota; Metazoa; Chordata; Mammalia; Primates; Cebidae. Gene Ontology annotation, biological process: regulation of transcription by RNA polymerase II.
CGCCCGCCCGCGCCCCGACCAGCCCGGCCCCGGGCAGCCACUCACCGGCGUCCCCAGUCCGCGUCCUUCCUCCCCGGGUCCCGGCCAUGGCGCUGAGCGAACCCAUCCUGCCGUCCUUCUCCACUUUCGCCAGCCCGUGCCGCGAGCGCGGCCUGCAGGAGCGCUGGCCGCGCGCAGAGCCCGAGACUGGCGGCACCGACGAGGACCUCAACAGCGUGCUGGACUUCAUCCUGUCCAUGGGGCUGGACGGCCUGGGCUCCGACGCCGCCCCGGAGCCGCCGCCGCCGCCCCCGCCGCCUGCGUUCUAUUACCCCGAACCUGGCGCGCCGCCGCCCUACGGCGCCCCCGCGGGGGGUCUGGUGUCCGAGUUGCUGCGACCCGAGCUGGACACGCCGCCGGGGCCCGCGCUGCACGGCCGCUUUCUGCUGGCGCCGCCCGGCCGCCUGGUCAAGGCCGAGCCCCCCGAAGCGGACGGCGGCGGCUACGGCUGCGCCCCCGGGCUGACCCGUGGACCGCGCGGUCUCAAGCGCGAGGGCGCCCCAGGCCCGGCGGCUUCGUGCAUGCGAGGUCCCGGGGGCCGCCCCCCGCCUCCGCCCGACACCCCGCCGCUCAGCCCCGACGGCCCAGCGCGCCUGCCCGCGCCCGGCCCGCGCGCCUCCUUCCCGCCGCCCUUCGGUGGCCCCAGCUUCGGCGCGCCCGGGCCCGGCCUGCAUUACGCGCCCCCUGCGCCCCCCGCCUUCGGUCUCUUCGACGACCCGGCUGCCGCCGCCGCAGCCCUGGGCCUGGCGCCUCCCGCCGCCCGCGGUCUCCUUACGCCGCCCGCGUCCCCUCUGGAGCUGCUGGAGGCCAAGCCCAAGCGCGGCCGCCGCUCGUGGCCCCGCAAACGCACCGCCACCCACACCUGCAGCUACGCCGGCUGCGGCAAGACCUAUACCAAGAGUUCGCACCUGAAGGCGCAUCUGCGCACGCAUACAGGUGAGAAGCCCUACCACUGCAACUGGGACGGCUGCGGCUGGAAGUUUGCGCGCUCAGACGAGCUCACGCGCCACUACCGCAAGCACACGGGCCACCGGCCAUUCCAGUGCCAUCUGUGCGAUCGUGCCUUCUCGCGCUCCGACCACCUGGCGCUGCACAUGAAGCGGCACAUGUAGCCGGGACGUCCCCGCCCGCCUGCGCGCGGCCGUGGCGGGUCCCACGCGCCGGACGCGGCCCCUUCCCAAACUGUGACUGGUAUUUAUUGGACCCGGAGAACCGGGCCGGGCACAGCGUGGCUACAGAGGGCCUCCCUCGAUGACGACGACGACGCCACCGCCCCAGCCCCCAUCUGUGACUGAAGACCCGGUGGGAAAAGACCACGAUCCUCCUUGACGAGUUUUGUUUUUCAAAAUGGUGCAAUAAUUAAGUGGCAUCUUCCUCCCCCCGGGUCUACACUAGAGGAUCGAGGCUUGAUGCCUUGUGAGAAAUAGCGGCCUUAAUUUGUACUGUCUGCGGCAUUCUUUUUUAUAAUAUUGUACAUAGUGACUGUGAUGAAUAAUUGUAUUACUGUACAUAGACAGUGGGCAUUUUUGGGCUACCUGAUUCGUUUUUAUAAGAUUUUGCUGGGUUUUUUUUUUUAAUUAAAAGUUUUGUAUCUUUUAAAAAAAAAAUCACA